Cryptotermes secundus is the source of this 1700-nucleotide messenger RNA. RefSeq names its product exosome complex component RRP45 (gene Rrp45). Bases 165 to 1583 code for a protein of 472 amino acids. The transcript is spliced from 9 exons. The record is from RefSeq and is a predicted model, not a curated record. Gene Ontology annotation, biological process: U1 snRNA 3'-end processing; nuclear mRNA surveillance; TRAMP-dependent tRNA surveillance pathway. Gene Ontology annotation, cellular component: nuclear exosome (RNase complex); cytoplasmic exosome (RNase complex). NCBI's taxonomy places the organism in Eukaryota, Metazoa, Arthropoda, Insecta, Blattodea, Kalotermitidae.
GCUGCCCUGUGUUUUGUAGCAUAUGUAGUUUAGUAAUGCGUGAUUCAAAUUUGAUUAAUGUCUGAAGAGAGAAAGUCACACAUUUUUUAAAAAUAAAAUUCGCUUAAGAAAAUUCAUUUAAUAAACGUAGAGUUAUCUGAAGAAUUAAUUAAUUAUUGUUCAGUAUGAAAGAAAGUAUGUUAUCUACGUGUGAGAAAUCAUUUAUAACGGAUGCUAUUGCGGAAGGAAAACGCUUAGAUGGGCGUGAGAUGGAUGAAAGCAGAGUGAUGCGAAUUUACUUUGGAACUGACUGGGGCUGCUGUCAGGUUUCUUUAGGUGAAACAAAAGUGUUAGCACAGGUUUCAUGCGAGGUGCAGAAGCCCAAGACUACUCGUCCUAAUGAAGGCAUGCUCUUCCUCAACACAGAGUUAAGUCCCAUGGGAUCUCCACAUUUUGAAGUUGGUUUGCAAUCUGAAUUGGCUGUGCAGCUUAAUCGUCUGCUAGAAAAGUGUAUAAAAGAUUCCCGGUGUGUGGACCUCGAGUCUUUGUGCAUUGUGGCUGAGGAGAAGGUCUGGGUUCUGCGAGUUGACAUAAACGUGUUAAAUCAUGAGGGAAAUCUUGUGGCUGCAGCAUCAGCUGCUGCUUUAACUGCCCUUUCUCAUUUCCGCUGCCCAUGCGUUACAGUAACAGGGCAGGAGACUGUCAUACAUGAUCCAUCAGAAAAGGAUGCAGUACCUUUAAAUCUGCACCAUUAUCCUGUGUGUGUAUCAUAUGCAAUUUUUAACAAAGGCGAGCAUAUCAUUGCAGAUCCUACAGCUAUAGAGGAAAGAGUGUCAGAGGCACAGGUUGUGUUUGGAGUGAAUGCUUACAGAGAGCUCUGUGGCCUUCACUUGGGUGGAAGUUCUUUGACAAGUCACGACUUGAUCCUGCAGUGUGCAAACAGAGCGGCCAGAAGAGCUGCUGAAGUGGUCCAGAUAAUGAAAUUGGCACUAAAAGAGGAUGCUGAUGCCAGGGCUGCUGGAAAAUCUGUGGGAUUUUCAGAAUGUAUUCAAGAGACUAAACUGUUGGCAUUAUCACAGAAGCAACUUGGUUUGCAGUUGGAUACUUCCCAGCUGAGAGGUGAAACUUUGAAGUUAGUUCAGAAGAAGAAUAAACACAUCAUGUAUGAUGAAAAAGGAGUUAAAGUUGACAGUGGACAAGAUGAUCGUGAUGAGGAUGUGGAAGUGGAACCAUCUGUAAUUCUUCUUGAUAGAGGUUCAGCUGAGCUUCUUCCAAAACAGAAGCGUAUUAAGACGGAAAGAACGGUACCAACCGAAGCAGGAGUGGGAGAAGGAGGUCAGAACCAGUGGAUGAAGAUAGAGGGUGACAAUGAAAGUUUGGAUGAGUCUGAUGAAGUCAUGUCCAGCCCAUCAGAUGUGGAAGUGAUAAAGGAAGUCAGCUAUGAAGGGAACAAGCUAGUUGAUAGUAUUGAACUGAGCGGAGACAGUGAAGAGGAAGAAACAGUGGUACUGAAUGCAGCAGAUGUGAACAUGAGUGUCGAGAAUACUGACGACAGUGGCACAUCAGAAAAUAUUAGGAACUGGUACCCAGUGAAACAAUGGUGAAAGUGAAUAUGUAUUAUGAAAAUACUGUCAGGCAUAUUAAUUUAAUACAAGAUAAUUCAGAAAUGUAACACAACUGUGAAAUAAGAUAUUUACAAUAAAAAUUCUGGUAUUCCAACA